Molecule: messenger RNA, 1059 nt
Organism: Spea bombifrons (plains spadefoot toad)
Lineage: Eukaryota; Metazoa; Chordata; Amphibia; Anura; Pelobatidae
Gene: HACD1
Product: 3-hydroxyacyl-CoA dehydratase 1
Exons: 7
Coding region: 53-778 (241 amino acids)
Biological process (GO): very long-chain fatty acid biosynthetic process; fatty acid elongation; dephosphorylation
Cellular component (GO): endoplasmic reticulum membrane
Molecular function (GO): phosphatase activity; 3-hydroxyacyl-CoA dehydratase activity
Source: RefSeq, a predicted model, not a curated record
GUCAGCUUUGAUUCAAGUUCCAGCCUGAGCCGCAGCUUGUGCCUGUGAAGCCAUGGCAUCGAGUGAGGAGGAAGGGUCCGUGGAAGAGAAGGAAAACAGCAGGAAAAAGACAAUCGGCCCCUUUGCGACAGCAUGGCUCACCUUUUACAACAUUGCCAUGACAGCUGGGUGGCUCGUUCUUGCUAUUGCCAUGGCUCGAUUUUACAUGCAGAAAGGAACGCACAAGGGUUUGUACAGAAAUAUUCAGAAGACACUUAAAUUUUUCCAGACAUUUGCUUUACUUGAGUUGGUCCACUGCGCGCUUGGAAUAGUGCGCACAUCGGUGCUAGUAACAGGGGUCCAAGUCAGCUCAAGAAUUUUCAUGGUUUGGUUGAUAACCAACAGUAUAAGACAGAUCCAGAGUGAACAUAGUGUUGUUCUUUUUCUAGUCGUGUGGACGGUGACAGAGAUCACGCGAUAUUCCUACUACACAUUCAAUCUCCUCAAUCACUUACCGUACUUCAUAAAAUGGGCCAGGUAUAAUUUAUUUAUUGUCUUGUAUCCUAUUGGGGUUGCUGGUGAACUCUUAACCAUUUAUGCUGCUUUACCGUAUGUGCGGAAGUCUGGAAUGUAUUCUCUGAGACUGCCGAACAAGUACAAUGUUUCUUUCGACUACUACUACUUCCUUAUCAUUAUCAUGUGCUCUUAUAUACCACUAUUCCCCCAACUGUACUUUCACAUGCUGAGACAGAGAAGAAAAGUCCUCCAUGGAGAAGUAAUCAUAGAAAAGGAUGACUAACCCAAUCACAUCAGCCUUCUUGCUGCUGACGUCUCCUGGCAUCGGGUCCUGGAGAACCUUGUAUAAUGGACUAUGUCCCCAUCUGUCUUUUUUUUUUUUAAGAUACACAUUGAGAUCAGCAUUGUCACCUUUGUAUGUUCCAACCCCUGGUCUGUUCAUUUUUCAUUUGUUUUUUAAACAUCUACAUUGACUCAUUUUCCUUACGUUAAUGUUUGCAUUUUGCUGGUCAUCUUUUAUAGGUGAAAUUACAUUAUUCUAAAUGAAGUAUCAACAACUUAAAA